GACAGUCUGCUUUCCACGCACGGAUAACGAGACAGUGAGCUCUUUCUGGAUAGAACGAGGGGAGAGUGGAAGAUAAGGAGAGGAAAUUACGGAAGAGGGAAGAAGAGGAAAAAGUGAGCGGAAGACCAAGAGAAGAGACGCACACGUUUCCCCAACUGGAAAGAGAGAGGAAGAAAGUGUGUGUGAAAGCGAUAAACAGAAGGAGAGAGUGUGUGCGUGCGCUUUCACCACUCUCCACUUCUUUCACCGCUGACCCUCCUCAUGUCGCUCCCCGGCUCCCCUCCGCUCCUCUCGCCGGGCUCGGGCGCCCCAACACCGGUCGCGCUCUACAGAUCUGCCCCGGAUGCGCUCCACACAUCCAUCGCCUCCACCGGCACCUCCAGCCCGGCGCACACCAACUCCAACUCGCACUCUCACUCCCACUCCCUGUCCCCAUCUCCGCGGCUCACCAGCAGCAUGCUCAGCGCUUUCCUGCCGGGACCAGGAGGCGCGCUGGCCGGCUUGGGGAACGGCGGCACCACUCCUCUUGUGUCCGGAGGCGGCGCAGCUCUGGGUCCUCUGAGCGGGCUUGGCUCGCUAAGCACGGCCGGCCUGACUCCGGGCUCCCCCAGCUUGGCGCAGACUUCGUCCAGCUCGGGUCUGUGCAGUGAGUGCAAGCUGGUGGAGGUGCACGGCGUGAAGGUGGCCAGUUUCAGCGUGGACGGCCAGGAGCUGAUCUGCCUGCCGCAGGUGUUCGACCUCUUCCUGAAGCACCUGGUGGGCGGGCUGCACACGGUCUACACCAAGCUGAAGAGGCUGGACAUCACACCGGUGGUGUGCACCGUGGAGCAGGUGCGCGUCCUGCGGGGACUCGGCGCCAUCCAGCCCGGCGUGAACCGCUGCAAGCUCAUCUCCAGGAAGGACUUCGAGACGCUGUACCAGGACUGCACCAGCGCCAGCUCUCGUCCGGGCCGUCCUCCCAAGCGUUGUUCUGGUGCAGGGAUCCAGGAAAGCCCCAGGCUGCUCCACCCGGGCCUCCCCGGCCUGCUGUCCCCCAGCCUGCUGUCCCAUACCGGCCUGACAGCUGCAGCCAUGGCCGAGCUCCAGAAGCUUCAGAAGAUGAAGAUGAUGAUGAGUCUCCAGAACGGCAAUGAGUCAGACAACGAGGACCUACACUCCAAUACAGGAGGAAGUGAGUGUUCCUGGGAUAAAGAGCGUCUGACCAGCCCCCCUGCUGGUGCCCACAGUGGAGGGCCAGGAGGAGGAGGAGGUGGAGGAACACCAGCAGUGGGAGGAGGAGGAGGAGGAGUAGGAACUGGUGGUGCAGCGGGAGGUGCCGGGAGGGGGCCAGCCUUAGGAGCUGUCAAUCAACAGCAGCAACUCCAGCAGCAGCAGCAACAGCUACUGGCUAACAGGUUGGAUCUGCCAUUCAUGAUGAUGCCCCACCCUCUGUUGCCCAUGGGGCUGCCGCCUGCAUCUGUUGCCAUGGCAAUGUCCCAGAUGAACCACCUAAGCACCAUUGCCAACAUGGCUGCAGCAGCCCAGCAGAUACACACUCAUGUACACCGUGCACCUGUCAUCAAGGAGAGAGUGUGCGACAGCCCCUCUCUCUCUCCAUCUGUUGACGAAACCAACACUCCUCUGCAGUCGCAGCCCAGCAGCUCGGCCUCCAGCUCGCCUGAAAGACUGGGAUUGGUGUCAACUGAUGCAGAUGUUGCGCUGACCAACUCUUCUGCACCCAUCAAGAAAAUAACGAAGGACAAAGAAGAGUCUUCGCUCGGACAAACCCUGCCGCCCGGGUUUCCUGCUCCGUUCCUGUUUGCCGACGGCCUGUCGUCAGUGGAGACCCUGCUCACCAACAUACAGGGCCUGCUGAAGGUGGCUGUGGAGAACGCCCGGGCGCAGGACAAACAGAUCCAGGCGGAGAAGAGGGAGCUGAAGAUGGAGCUCUACAGAGAACGAGAGAUGAGGGAGAGUCUGGAACGGCAGCUCACCUCUGAACUACAGAGCAGAGCCUCCAUCCAGAAGCGGCUGAAGAAGGAGAAGAAGGCCAAGAGGAAGCUGCAGGAGGCGCUGGAGUUCGAGUCGAAGAGGAGGGAGAGGGUGGAGGACGCUCUGAAACACUCGUCCUCGUCCUCCCCUUCUCCUGAGCCGCUGCACGCUGCCAACAACAACAACAACAACAAGAACGACGCUGCUGUAGCCGAGGACAAACCUGAAGUUAAUGGGAACCAGCAAGACAACGGCGCUGUACAAGAAUCCCGGCCGUUUCUCAAGACUCCCAUGAUGUUCUAGAGAGAGACCCCGCCUCCAGAAACCCAGCCCCUGCACAGAAGAACUCCACCAGCCCGCUUCCAUGGCAGCCUGGAUCACCACAAAUAUGAACCUCCCCAGGCGGGAUUCUACCUUUGCUGCAAUGCGACCUUUUUUGACUUUGCUACGUUAAAAUGGGACUACUAAGAGACAAACUCCCUAUCUGGACUUAAUCUGGGGGCUGUCUCUCUACCUUCUCCUUCUUCUUUUCAGACAAACUUCACUCCAUUAAUUCCUCUUAUCUAUUCCUGCAGCAGAACUCGUUCCUCAUUUGUUUCCAAAACUGAAAACUGAAAGCCAUUCCCAAGGAUUUAAAAUAAUAAUUAAAAAAAGGAAGCAAGAAGCAAAUGGGCUGGAAUGACGUCAACGUACUCUCAGAUUUGGACAGAUGAGAAUCGGCUUGGUUGGACGUAAU
Molecule: messenger RNA, 2707 nt
Organism: Archocentrus centrarchus (flier cichlid)
Lineage: Eukaryota; Metazoa; Chordata; Actinopteri; Cichliformes; Cichlidae
Gene: dachb
Product: dachshund b
Exons: 12
Coding region: 262-2274 (670 amino acids)
Biological process (GO): regulation of transcription by RNA polymerase II
Cellular component (GO): transcription regulator complex; nucleus
Molecular function (GO): RNA polymerase II cis-regulatory region sequence-specific DNA binding; DNA-binding transcription factor activity, RNA polymerase II-specific
Source: RefSeq, a predicted model, not a curated record